CAUUAAUACCAAAGGGAAAGUAGCUGAGUGUCGUAAGAAUACUUCAAGUCCGUUGCCAGUUAUUGCAAGUUCGUCAGUCAUUAAGUGAACAGCGUUACGGUCGGAACAAUAAUUCAAUGAUAAUUGUUAUUUAAUUCGUAACAAUAAAAUAUAUUCUAACAAUUUUCAUAAUGUUAAAUGUAUAAAUGUGCAGAUAUAAAAAUUUUACCGUCGAUUUAAAAAAAAUUUCAAUAAAAGAAAGUAAAUCGAUAUUGUAACUCCAAAGAUCGUAAAAAUUAAAACGUAUUUAAUUAACGAAACAAACCGUUGUUUUACAAUACAACAGCAUUAACAUUUCAAACAGUCACGUUGAGAACUUUAUCGAAUGGGUGCUUUCUCAAAUAGAAUGCUACUUUUAUGGAUUUUUGAGUUUCUCCUUCUAUGUCUUCCUACGUCAAACUGUUAUCCUAUAGAAGAACCAACGAAAUUCCUCCUCAGCACUGAGGGACUGAACGUAGAAAACAUUCAAAAACCAUCGAAAUUGGAGCAAGCCCAAACCAUCGCAGCAAAAAACAUCGCCUCGGUGAUCACAGCAAAGUCCGAGCUCUUGGAUCAAGGACGUAAAUCUUUGGAAUCCUUUCGAUAUCCUUCUGAUAUUUUUACCAAUACUCCAAAGAUUCGCGAAACUGUUCACCUAGAAAACGAAUCCGAACAAUCGCUCACGGAAAAAACGAUUUCAUUGCCAUUCAAUGAUUUACUCGUGAAUUUCUUCAUGCCAACUUCUUUGCUAGAUCGAAUAAAAGAAGAAGAGAAAUAUGGUAACACGGGAAAUAAUCUUGCCGGUAUUGGAAAAGCUUUAAUUAACGGCUAUGAAAAUUUCAGUAAUUUUUUAAAUUCCGCAUUGAGCUCGACACAAAAUUUUAAGAAGGCAGUGGGAGAAAAUAUAAGUGAAACAUUAGAUCAGAUCGGAGGAAAGCUUAUUGGACUUCAAUGAAUUAAAUAACUAUCAAACAGUUGUUAUUUUUUGUUGGGUUUAAAAAAAAAAGAUGCCAUCGAACAAAAUAUUCGUAUAAAGUUACUGUUUAUUAUUAAAUAAACAAUAAAAAAAACAACAUUUUUGGCGUGACUAAAGGAAGUUUGGAGAGAAUAACGAUAAGAAGCUGGAAUAUUUCCUAAUCGUCCUUCGAGUCUCGUACAUGACUAUUUCUCUAGAAUAUUAUCGCAAGCUCGUAGGAAUGUAUAUGUUCGUACAUAUAUAUAAAAAAAUACAUAUAUAUAAGACAUUUUUAUAUUCGCUAAGCAAACUAUGAGAGUUAGGUAAUUAUAAUGAUAUAAAUAAAUACAAUUCCAGGCAUCAUUCUCUAAGAGAAUUAAAGCUAAACGAUUCUAGUUCCUAAUCCGAAAGAGCUUCGAUCAAAAGAAAAUGUACGUACAUACAUAUA
Molecule: messenger RNA, 1421 nt
Organism: Vespula vulgaris
Lineage: Eukaryota; Metazoa; Arthropoda; Insecta; Hymenoptera; Vespidae
Exons: 4
Coding region: 365-973 (202 amino acids)
Source: RefSeq, a predicted model, not a curated record